Molecule: messenger RNA, 5877 nt
Organism: Fundulus heteroclitus (mummichog)
Lineage: Eukaryota; Metazoa; Chordata; Actinopteri; Cyprinodontiformes; Fundulidae
Product: basement membrane-specific heparan sulfate proteoglycan core protein
Biological process (GO): cell surface receptor signaling pathway
Molecular function (GO): transmembrane signaling receptor activity
Source: RefSeq, a predicted model, not a curated record
AGAAGGCCGCUGCUGUAUUGAUGCAGUCAUUCAGGCAAACGAACUUUCACCAAGAAGGUCAUUAAGUGAAAAACCAACGGCCUUCGUUUCAGUAGUACGCAUAUCUGUAAUAAAUAUCCUGUUUUAAUGUUCUUCUUUAAUAUGGAAUUUUCUAUUGGCCGUCAGCCUUAAUUAUUAAAAUGAACACAAAUAAUGCCUGAAUGUAUCACUCUGUUGUAAUGAUUAUAUAUAUGAUAUGAGCUUCACUUUUUCAAUUAAAUAACAUAAAAAAAUGAACGUCUUAAUCAUAGCCUAGUUUACUGAGAUCCAUGUGAACAUCGUUUGAUCGGCUGGCUGUAGAGACAGGUCUGAAAGUUUCCAAUAUGCAACAUUCAGCAAAUGGCAGCAGACAUAUUUGGACAUCUGUGCUUUAGUGCUUAGGCUUAAAAUGAAGUAACUGCUGUUGCUUUUUGUACCACACAGGCCAAACACAUAAGAAACAAUACAAAACUACUUUAAUAGAAACUGCCAAACAAGUAAAUGUAUUUUUUUUCCCCCUACAAUUGCAUAUUCACUAAAAGAUUGACGAGAGAAAAAAACAGAAGAAAGAAGAAACACGUGAGCUGUAGGAUAAAACUUUCAACUUGAAUGUAUAUUUGUUUCAUUUUGAUGUAUUUUCCUCCCAUCAAAAUUAUGUUACAGCAGAAAAACAAUGUUCCAUUCAGCUGCUAUGCUGGUCUGAGAUCAGACCAAAUCCAUAUCAAACAAAGUCAGCUUGCCAUACACAAGUGUUGUGGUGACAGAGUGGAUGAAGGUGCUUUUUAGUUGAAUAUGUUAAAUAAAAAAAUGCAACAUGUUCCACUAUUAUUUUUUACUUUGCGCCUUUGAGUAUAACCAAUUUAUUAAUCGACGCCCGUUUAAAAAUACAAGACCAAAAACUUUAAUCCCUUGUUGCUUUCAAAUGACUUCACCAGCAUUUUAUAUAAGCGAGUGGUUAUUUUGGGAAUGUGAAUUUUAACUACAAGGUUAACAUUGUGAAGUAUGAUUGAGAAUUAAUUCACUUGUUAAACAUAAACUUCCAGCUGUUUCAGGCUGAACACGCCUGCUUGGUGAGCCAAGACACAGCGGGGUUUUCUGUGCGAUGCUGACACCUUGUGGUUGAAUGGUUUGAUGAAUUUAUAAAAUGACAGGGGAACAGAAACCUGCUGCAUCCUGACACACACUACAGCUCAGACAGGCAGGAAGCAGUUCUCAACCCCCAAGGUUAAUAAGUUCAGCAGCAAUCAAGUAAAGUAAAUUCCCGCAGGAAUACUGCUUAUAGCACCGUAUGAAAAUAAUAUAUCUGUAGUAUAUGUGUAGUAAGCAAGCAGAUGUUUUCUUUCCAGCUGAACUUUCAUGUUCUACUUUAAAAAGACGAAGUGCAGUUUGUGGUUAUUGAAAGAGUUUUGUUUUUUUAAAAAUCAAGCUUCUGCUUAUACCCUUAAAUGAAGUUGGCCAUGGUGUUAUACAAAUAGCUUGAAAACUUUACCCGGAUUGAUUUUAUAAAAUUAUGUUUAGCUCAUCUUAAAUUUGUCACCCUAUUCUUGCUUGCUGUUUCCUUCACCAGAAAUAAAUCAUGUGACUCUUAUUUCAGAUCUUUUUUUCAGCAAAACGUUUUGAUUUUAUUAUUCGUUCCACUUCUGCCUGUGCUCAGCCAGCUCCUCCAACAACCAGAAAUGGUGAAUUCAGCAUCAGAAUCCUCAAAAUAUAAAGUCUUUCAAUUCCUCAAACGCUUUGUCGGUUUUCGGCACAAAUCAGCAUGUUAGGCACCCAACCUUCUGAGUGCGGUUUACCGACAGGAAACGUUGCUAAAGCAACAGAAACAGACCUAAAGGAGAAACACAGAUCUCAGAGUGACAGGAAAGCAGCUUUCCUGUCACUUUUCUGUUUCCUGAGGUGAGAUCAGACGUGAAUUUCGUUUUCUUUUUUUUUUUUCUUUUUUGCACACACCCUUCUCUGCAAGCUUAUUUCCUCUGAAAGAGCUUCAUUGCAUGGCAGUUAAAUGACUCAGCCGAGCAACGCAACCUCCACAUGUGAGCCUCAAUGGAAAAUGUGGCUUCUACGGGUCUUCACACUUAUGUAUUUGGCUGCUGUCUGUGCAGCUCAGGAUGAAACUGCAACCAGCCCAACAGGAGCAGAUGAUGCCACUGCCAUCAACCAACAGCCAACAGAUGCCCCAACAACCGUCUAUGAUCCUCCUAAGCCUACGCUGCAGCUAACUUCAGGUUUUUCAGAUGUGUUCACGUCUGAGAAAGUGAACUUAAGUUGUAGUGUCAGUGGCAGCUCAGACUGGACCUUCACCUGGCUGAAAGAUGGAAGUUUGUUGCAGGAAAACGCAGAUUUUUCUUUCCCAGGUACUGGUGCAGAGCUUACAAUAACUGCAAAUAGAAUAGAUCUUGCCGGACAAUAUACCUGCACAGGCAAGAAUCAGGUACACGGUCGCCUAACAAAACCCAGUCAGCCGGUUCAGGUUAGCGUUAUUGAGCGCCCCACACCCACACUGACUCGGCAGCCUCCCUGGCCAAAGAUGUUCAAAGAAGAAAAAGUGAGUUUUGAAUGUAAACCCCCCACCUCAGACUGGAAGAUUACCUGGUACAAGGACACAAAUCCUCUAAAUAACGAAGGAUCAACCCUGAACAUCUCAUCAGUUAAGGACAGUGAUGAAGGAGAAUAUACUUGCCGCGCCCAGCAUAAAUCCAGACACGUCAAGUCUGGAUUCAGCAACCCAGCAAAUCUAGAUGUUUUUCCAAACAAUCCAAAGCCUUCUCUGACUAAAAAUCCAGGCUUUAACGAAUUCUAUCCAAAAGAAUCGAUCAACUUCAUCUGCAAUGUCGACGUGCCCUUUGAAUGGACAUAUGAGUGGUAUCAGAAUGGGAGUAAAAUUCAUGAAUCCAAGAGUGGGAAUUAUAAUAAAGCCUCUGUGGAUCAUUCCAGCAGCGGAGAGUACCAAUGCAAAGUCAAGAGAGUUGAACACCCAAAAUACACAAGUAAUAGUGUAUCAGUACAAGUCGCUGAACCCCCAACUCCGACUCUAAAGCUGGAGUCACGCUGGUUUGAGGUGUUUACAACUGAAGUGUUAAACUUUAGAUGUGAAGUGGCCAGCCCCGAGUGGACGUUUAUCUGGUACAGAGAUGACAAGGCGCUGGGAACAGAGGGCCCAUCCCACGUGAUCUCUCCUGUCACAGCAGAUGAUCGAGGAAAAUACACCUGCAAAGCUCAGCUGAAAAACAGAGGAGUCAUAUCUAAACCAAGUGACCCAAAAGCAAUCACUGUGCAUGAAAACAAGCCCACUCCCACGUUGAACAGAAGCUUAAACUUUCCUACAAUGUACCCUGGAGAAUCUAUCAGCUUCACAUGUACUGUUGAUGUAGCCACUGAUUGGGAAUAUGAGUGGUAUCAUAAUGGGGUGAUAAUCUCAUCAAUCAACAUUAAUACCUAUAGAAUAGAUUCUGUGACUCACGCCAGCAGUGGAGAGUACCGAUGCCUGGCUAAGAGAUUAACGCUGACAACAGACAAGAGUGUCGCUGCUUCCCUGAAAGUCUCCGAUCCACCCACACCGAUCCUGAAGCUGCUUAGCGCCUGGCCGGACGUUUUUGAAAAAGAGACCUUGAGUUUUAGCUGUGAGGUGAGCAGUUCUGAGUGGACCUUCACCUGGCAAAGAGAUGGAACUGAGCUCCAGGAUAACUCCCGUCUGAUACAAAAUGAAAAAGGCUCAACUCUCAACAUCCCAGCUGUCAGACUGAACGAUCAGGGGCUUUACACCUGCAAAGCUCACCUUAAACACAGAAGAGUUAGCUCUGACGCCAGCAAUUCAUCUACUGUGUCAGUUUAUAAAAGCUUACCAGAACCCAUAGUACGCAAAGAUCGUGUUUUUGACCCAUUGUACCCUGGAGAAACUGUGAAAUUACUUUGCACAGUAGAUGUUUCCUCUGGCUGGAGUUACGAUUGGUACAAAGAUGGAACCAAACUUCACAAAACCGACAAAGAGAUCACCAUUAUCCUGAAACUUUCUGAUAAAGGAAGAUAUUCUUGCACAGCCAGAAGAGGUGAAAAAACCUUGACAGGACACAGUUCAAACGUAACACUAAACGUUGAAGAAAUCCCUGUCCCCUUACUGAAGCAAAAGACCCAAUGGCUGGAUGUGUUCCCCUCUGAGGCAGUGGAGCUGAGCUGUAUGAUGAAGGAAAGCUCUGGCUGGAAAUUCACAUGGUACCAAAAUACAGAGGGCGUUCCCAAAGACAAUGUUAUUAUUAGUGACAUGGGAGACACUCUUUCCAUCACUCAUGCUUCAACCGUGCACCGUGGAAGCUACCGCUGCUCAGGAACACUGGAUGGCAGGCCUGUUAGCAGCAAUCGCAGCUCUGAAGUCACACUUGAUGUCUACGAAAGCAAACCAACAGUCACACUGCUGCAAAGUCCCAGUGAUAGUGUGAUGCACACCGGUGAUCAGAUCUCUUUCGCCUGUCACAUCAACGUCUCCUCUGGGUGGAAGUACCAGUGGUACAAAGAUAAAAACUCUCCUCUAUCAUCUGGAAUCUUUCACAACAUCAGUUCUGCUAAGACGUCAGAUACUGGAGAUUAUCGAUGCAAAGUUAGCCGAGGAGAAGAACCAAAGAUUUUUGAAUCAGAAAGUCAGGCUGUCAAACUUACAAUCGAAGAGCGCCCAAAGGCAAGUAUAAUCCUGUUAACUGGCUGGUCUGAGGUCUUUUCCACUGACAGCUUAGUGCUAAAAUGUGAUAUCAUGGACAGCUUGGACACGUGGAACUACACUUGGUUUAAAGAGGGCGAGGAACUCCCUCUACUACGUCCACAGAAACAUAAGGUCACGCCUCAGGAUGACCCAGGGCAGAGCUUCUACACCUGCCGGGGUAUUCGCGAUGGGAGACCCCAUUAUUCAAUAGACAGUGACCCCUACAAAACCAAGAACCUCCUUCUAAAGAGGAGGAUCCUGCUUUCCAUCUCCGGAUGUCUUUUCUUUGGUAUCAUCGCUGUUUUCAUUGGAUGCAUUGCCCUGAGAGUCUUGCGCAAACCAGUUGCUGCAGAUGACAAGCAAGUGGAGGACAAUCUGUUUCUCACCAUGGCUCAGCUAAAGGACAGAAAUGAUGCACCUUGUCCUCUUGUUGAAUACAUCACCGAUACAGAUCUGAAUCCACCCGCCAAAGAAGGGGAAGAAAAUCCCACAAGCUGCAGUGAAACAACUCCACUCUCGAUUACUUCGCCGGAGGAGCAAGCUGUGACAACCAACGGCAAAGAGACAACAGAAAAUGGUAGCUCAAUGGUUUCCUUUCUACACUGAAUUAACAGAGAUGACCCCAACGUUGUUUUGCUUGCCACAAACCACAACACGUUGGUCACUGGAGGGCACAUGUGUAUGAGAGAGAACUGUGCUGUUGCUGGGGACCACAGUAAACCUUAGUAUGUUGCUUGUUCAGCUCAACAUAAAGUCCCUUGUCAUGACUUUCGGGUCAGAAAACUUGUGAUUUGUCUGUAUUACUUGAAAAUAUGUAAGUUAUUCCUGCAAUUAGGUGUUUUUUUUUCUUUUUUAAUGGCCUGCACUUUCAGAUUUGGCUAAUGAAACUCUGUAUUGAUAUGUUUUUAGAUGAAUACCCUUGUAAAACACAUUUAAUGUAGAGUUGUAAAUAUUUUUAGUACAUCAUUGCGUACCUUUUUAGUUUGCCUUUCAGUUCUCCAAACAGACACCAGAUGUCAGUAUAACUGCUUCCAGUUUUGUUUUUAAUGUUUCAAACGGUUAAUGACUGAAUGUAAUUGCUUUGCUCUUUAAAAAGCGACAAGUUGCAUAAUGUUUGAGAUAUUUAUCUACAAAUCAUGUGCCUUCAUGUAUUUUUUUUUUUUUUUUUU